Cadophora gregata is the source of this 1152-nucleotide messenger RNA. RefSeq lists its product as uncharacterized. The coding region runs from base 1 to 1152 and encodes 383 amino acids. Gene Ontology annotation, cellular component: endoplasmic reticulum tubular network. The transcript is spliced from 3 exons. NCBI's taxonomy places the organism in Eukaryota, Fungi, Ascomycota, Leotiomycetes, Helotiales, Ploettnerulaceae. Gene Ontology annotation, biological process: endoplasmic reticulum tubular network organization. The record is from RefSeq and is a predicted model, not a curated record.
AUGGUAUCCUUGUGGCCAUGGAAGGGCGAAGCAAACUCUCCUGCGAGCUUCGAGAAGUCCCUCAUCAGCCUUGCGAACAAAAUCACCAAAUCUCAAGGACAGCUAGACUCCCUGAGACAGCACCAGCGACGCUUCAAGGCAUUAUGGACUCUCUAUACCAGCUUCGCAUAUCUGUUAUGCUUUGUGGUCAUGUUCCUGGUAGUCGGGUGGAAGAACUGGGGCGUGGUGGAAUACACAGCUCUCUCUGGGGCUCCUAUGAUCAUUUAUCUUGUUCGUAGUGGGAUUACCUCCUACUAUGCAUAUCGGAUCGAUACCGUCACGCAGCGUCUAGAGGACCAGCAAGCCGAAAGGACAACCACAAUAGAGAAGCUGAAGGCAGCUACGAAAUACAACUCCACACAAGAGUUAUUAGAGAAAUAUGGCGGAGCCACACCGAAACCGAAGAAGCCAGCUGCACCAAAAGGCCCAAAGAUCCAGAAACAGCCGAACAGGACUUCUAUGGGCCCACCUGCUACGGCAAAUAUUUAUCGUGCUGACCAGGUCCCAAGUCAACCUUCAACUCCGCAGCCAGUCCCCCAAAAAACCCCUCCCCAGCAUUUAUUUCCUUCGCCAUAUUCGUCGCCAAAACCACAAACACCGCAGGCCCGGCCCGUACCAGCCGGACCAGCGCCACAGGCAGAAUUCGCACCAAACGCCUACUCGGCUCCCCCGCAAUAUGCACAAAGUACAGAGUCUGUUUCUGGUGGAAAUUGGUAUGAUCGAGUGUUGGAUCUGUUGCUAGGAGAAGACGAGACGUCGCCGAAGAAUCGAGUGGCGUUGAUAUGCCAAAACUGUCGGCUUGUCAACGGCCAAGCUCCUCCUGGAACAAAGACCCUGUCAGACCUUGGGAGAUGGCGGUGUUUUGGAUGUGGAGCCAUGAACGGCGAGGAAGAUGAAGCCGUGAAAAUCGUACAGGAAAUGAAAGAAAGAAUUGAGACACAGGAGCCCGCGAGUCCAACAUCCGGUGAGGAGACCAAGGCUACAGAGGAUGAUUCGGGAUCUGGCGAGAUUGUUGAAGCCGAGGAUGACGAAGAUGGAGGAAAUGACGGCUCGGCGGAGGAGAAGGUGGAGGUGAAGCCCAGGAGAGGCCGAUCCAACAAGAAGAAAGCUUAA